This is a messenger RNA of Camellia sinensis, 3868 nucleotides long. The record is from RefSeq and is a predicted model, not a curated record. NCBI's taxonomy places the organism in Eukaryota, Viridiplantae, Streptophyta, Magnoliopsida, Ericales, Theaceae.
AUUAGGGACUGCCCCAAACUCUGUGGAAUGAUGCCCAAGGAUCUACCUUGUUUGAAUAAUCUAAACAUUUCAGAGUGCCCGCAAUUCCUAGUUGAAGGUUCCAGCAUUAGCCUUCCGUCACUCACCUCGAUAGCUAUGAAUGACGUUCCUCUAACAAGCCUUCAAGCGGUCCUUGAGAUGAGGAGCAUGGUUGAUGACGAACUGAUAUCAGCAAAUGCAAAGUCUAAGCAUCCGAGUUCAAUAACUUCCUUGAGCAUUGGGAUGAUUAAGAAACUCGAGCUCUUGCCGAAAUGGGUUACUCAUUGGCUGAUGGAACUCGAAGCAUUGGAGAUCACAAGCUGUGAAGAACUCAAGACAUUGUGGAAGAAAGAGGAGAGAGUGCAACACAGUCUGAGUCUCCCUGCAUUCCGGCAUUUGAAAAUUAAAGGCUGCCCCCAGCUUGUUUCUUUGUUUGAAGAAGAUGAGGAUGAAGACAACAAAGGGCAACAUGAGCAGCAGCAGCAGCAGCAGCAAGAGGGACUCCCCUGCAUAGUGAGGAGGCUUGAGCAUCUAACAAUAGAUAAUUGUGAAAAGCUGGAGAAACUGCCACGGCUGCUACAUAGCUUCACUUUUCUUGGAGAGUUGUAUGUCUAUAAGUGUUCGAGUCUCAGCUCUUUUCCGGAGACAGGUUUUCCGUGCACGCUGAAAACACUCAGGAUAGGUGAUUGUGAGGCUCUGCAAUCCUUAUUCGGGUGUUUAACACAGAUUAAUGACAGUAAUCUUCAAGUGUUAGAUGUUCAAGAUUGUCCAUCCCUCACAUGCUUGAUAUCGUGCAGAGGUGGGGGGCUACCACCCACACUCAAAGAGCUUGAGAUUAUUCGGUGUAAAAAGUUGGAGGCACUGCUAGUAGUAGAUGAGGGGAUGGAAAUUACCUGUCCAUCUCUUGAGUCUGUUGGGAUCAGUUAUUGUGAUAGGCUCAAAUACUUGCCAGAUGCCCUUCCUAAUAAUAAUAAUAAUAAUCUCAGGAAUCUCAGUCGAUUGUACUUGGAUGGGUGUAAAAAUUUGGAGUACAUUCCGGAAGGAUGGUUCCACUCCGCAACAAGUCUGGCACAUUUGACUAUCAGGGGAUGCAAAAAACUCAAGGCCCUACCACACGGAUUGCAGAGCAUCAACUACCUCACUUCUCUUCAAUUGCUGGAGAUGAAUAUUUCACAAUGGAACAACAACUUCAAGAAGAUUGGUUUGCGCAGUUUAUCCUCUCUUAGAAGACUGUCGAUUUCAGGCACAAUUAGGGUGGCAGAGGAUGAAGAAGAAGAAGAAGGUGUAGCGGGGUCCAGCUUUCCGAUAGAUGGGAAGUUGCUGCCCACCUCUCUGAUCUCGUUUUGGAUCGAAGAUUUCCGAAAUCUGGAGAAGCUAUCUUCUAAGUUGUUUCAAAACCUCGCCUCUCUUGAAUAUCUUCACAUCUGGGGUUGCCCUAGGCUCAAAUCUUUACCAGUGCAAAGGCUGCCUCCCUCACUUAAGAGAUUGUCGACCUGGAGAUGUCCUAGACUAACAGGGAAGUGUGAAAAGGGGAAAGGCAAGUAUUGGCCCCACUUAGCUCACAUACCUGAUGUUCAAUGUUUUUGAUGAGUGAUAAGCUCUGUUGUGGAGAUUCCCACCGCAGUUUUACAAGCACUCAAAUUGGCAGAAAUGUGCUUUCAAGGAUUUGAAUACAAAGAAAGGCUUCUUUUGAUAGAUUUCCUCGUCUGCUUGUAUUUCCGAGGCAACCACAACAAAUGGAAGAAUUCUCAUUUCUUUCCAACUUGGUGCAUUUGUCCCUGGCUAUCCUGUCCAUCUAGUGAUUGUUCGCUAUCCCCAUGUACACUUUUGACCAAUCCUGGGGCAAUAUAGCUUUGGGAAAGCUCAUGUUUAGAAUGUUCAUAGUUUCACAAUUUCGUGGAUGACAGUGUAUCUCUAGUAUGGUCUUGGAUUGUUGCUCAGUCUUGAUUGGUUACUAUAACUGUACAAACAUCUCAUUCCUAUGGGGACAUCAUGCUGCUUGCAAAAGCUACCGAGUCCAAACAGGUGAUCUUGGGGUCCAGGGAAUUGGAACACCCAUUGGAAAAGUUGAUAUGUAUGUCGCUGCUGCUGGAAUCAAUCCACAGAGAGUAUGCUCUACUCAUCACUCUUUAUUAUGUGCAGGUUCAUGUAGGCAUAGCACAAACAGGUGUACACUAAAAUAAAUUUGGUAUACAAGUGUGCGUCAAUGCAUAAACACUUGUGCACACUGACAAGUAAAUACACACAUUUAGUACUGGGCUGACUCACAGAUACUUACCAUGCUUGAUAUGGAUCAUAGCACAUUGUUAUUGCAUGUAUCAUGCAUAUUGAAGGUUACCUAUGCUUGUUUAUAUGUUGGUUAUGUUGUUAUUUUUUCAUGCUUUGCAAAACAUAUUUCUAUUGGCUAUUUUUCAUCAAUGUGGAUAUUAUAUUGAUGAAAGUGCAUAUAUAUGAGACAGAAGGUUAGAUGCGUGGAGAACUGACAGUAAUUUCUUGUCCACCUGAUCUUAAAGAUACUAGUAACUAUGAUAUUUAUUAUCUUAUAUUAUAUAUCCAGUUUUGGACUAACUGUUUACCCUUUCAUUCUGCUUUGUUCUAUACCAAUCUAGCUGUGUUCAUCUAUGACAGAUACUUCCAGUUAUGCUUGAUGUUGGUACCAACAAUCAAAAGCUUCUUGAAGACCGUCUUUCUAUUGACUUUGUGCUGUUUAUUUUAUGUUCAGUGGUUCCUUGUCAUUAUUUAAUAUUUUAUUUUUUCAAUUAUUUCAUACUUCAUAGAAGUUUAAAGGCUGCAUUUUUGGGACUGAAUAUAUUCAAUCAGAUCUCUUGCUCUUUAACAUAAUUGAUUAUUAUCUCUCUUACAGACUGUAAUAGGCCUUGAAUACUGCAAUACUGGAUGCCUCUCUCUCUCUCUCUCUCUCUACACAUGCAGAGAGGAGAGGUGAAGUUGCUUUGUGCUAAUUGAAGUUUCAUGCAUCUCCUUCAUUUGGUUGUCCGCUUUCUGAAUAUCUGUGAUUAUUUUGCCAUCAUAUAAUAAUACUCAUUUGUGUACUCAUUGUGCUGUGGCCACGAGUCAUAGAUUGCCUUUCAAUUUGUCUAAUUCUAUUGUGAACAAACCAUUAUCUCUCAUUCAUAGUGAUGUUUGGGGACCUUUCUCUGCUUCUUCUUCUCCUAUUAAAUACUAUGUUCUUUUUAUUGAUGAUUUUAGUAAAUUCACUUGGAUCUAUCCUUUGUGCUACAAAAGUGAGGUGUUCUCUAAAUUUCAAGAGUUUAAAGUGUUUGUUGAAACUCAAUUUGAAACUACUCUUAAAAUUUUCAAAACUGAUGGUGGUGGUGAGUUCACUAGUAAUCAGUUUGAAUCCUUUCUUAAAAAUCAUGGCAUUAUGCAUCAGCUUUCUUGUUCUCACACUCCUCAAAAUGGAGUUGCAGAGAGGAAACAUAGACAUCUUAUCAGUACUACUAUUGCUCUUCUUCAUCAAUGAGCUCUUCCAUUGUCUUAUUGGCUUGAUGCCUUGGCUACAUCUGUUUUUCUUGUUAAUCGACUACCAAGUUCCAAAUUGCAAAAUAGAACUCCUUUUGAGAUUUUGUUUCAGCAUGUUUCAGAUUUUACUUUUUUCAAAAGUUUUGGUUGUAGGUGUUUUCCUUGGGUCAAGCCAUACAACUCUCAUGAGCUACAACCCAAUUCCAUACCUUGUAUCUCAUUGGCUAUCAUCCAUCUAUCAAAGGUUAUAGAUGUCUGGAUCCUAUUACAGGUAAAAUUUAUGUAUCAAGACAAGUUGUCUUUGAUGAAACCUUAUUUCCUCUAGUCUCUCAUGUGCCAUCUUCUCUUUCCACUAGUUCUAUGCCUUCUU